Molecule: messenger RNA, 8336 nt
Organism: Amoebophrya sp. A25
Lineage: Eukaryota; Dinophyceae; Syndiniales; Amoebophryaceae
Source: the annotation of a GenBank genome assembly
AUGGUGAAUGGUGCUGCUUUAGGCAGGAUUGAAGCUGGUAAAAUCUGUUUGGUUUGUCAAAGAGUCGAAGGAAAAGGGAUUUUUAGCUUUGCUUGGUUUUAAUAUCGUGGAUCAUAAUAUUAUGUGGAUAUUACGAAUAUGGAGAUGGACUUUCUUUUCACUUCUAAUCAACAUGUGAAACAUGUUUAGGUGAGCUGGUUGAAGCCCGCACGCUUCUUUUGGUCGCUGAACGGCAAAUGCAUGCAAUCGGAAAACAGUUUUACGACUGUCUCAAGAAGAGCCCAGUGAUUCCACGAAGCGGCGCAACGACUCCAACUUCUUCUAGUGGAGGCGGACGCCGCAGAACGCUGCGACAAGGCUAUGCGCUAUUCGCAUCAUUAACGCUCAACAAUUUGGCCAGCUUGGAACGAAAAAUUCGGUCGGAAGAGGUGCUUCAUAGGGACCAAGACAAGGAUGAAACCGACGCUCAAGUAGAUCAAGACAACCAUCAAGAACAACAAGACCACACUGAUCAUCAGGGAGCUGCUCCAUCAUCUUCAUCCCCUUCCUUCCCAUCCUCUUCAUCCAACAAGGCUAAACAAGACACCAAGCACCUUCACCGUGCUCUGCAAUAUUUGACGGCGAGUCGAAUGUGGGUCCCUGAACUGCCUCCAGCUGAUGCGGCGGCAACGUUUUUGAACUUGUCGGCUGUUCUUAGUGAACUCAACCGCCAUGACGAGGCUGAGGAAGCAGCAAUGAAUGCCGUGCGACGGAGCGAGCAAGACAUAAUGCGGUUGUCAAGCAUCACGCCGGAAGAGUAUUUUUGUCUUUCUACCUCGUCCUCGUUGUUCAAUUCGGGUGCUAACACAGUAUCCAUUGCCGUAUUCUUUUACUGGCUCACUCAUAUGUAUAAAAAACAAAGCACUAAUGUUGGUUGUUCCCUUUUUAAUACUAUUGUGCAUAAUUUUUUGAAAAGAAUUUUGAUUUAUCUUCUGUUCGUCUAUCUUGUUCUUCCCCUUUUCGUGCAGUAUUCCGUACUACCUAGCCCUCCUCCUCCCACCAUCAGAUACGCUUCCAAAGUGGCUUCUUUAGCCGUCGCUUACAACAACUGGGCUGUUCAGAAGGAGCUUCUCGGUGGUACCUCUGCGCAGUGUCCGAACGACGCCCUCGAGCUCUAUCGCAAAGCUUUGAUGCUCGCCACAGAGCACCUCCAUCCUAGACAUCCGCUACGCCAGAAAUUCGAAGCCUCUGUUACUGCAGUGGUAGAGAGGAAUAGGAGACUCCAGGAUCAAAACUAUGAUGACGCUGUGCAAAGUGGAGGACGUGCAGGUGGAGGCUCAAGGGUAGCUGAAGAGUGGUGCGCAUGGAUCGCGAGAAAUCGAUCAGCAGAUGGAACAUCAAAUGCAGUUUUACCUCACGCGUCAACAUCAACUGACCAAGCGCGAAGAGAAAUGCGGGAAAUAACACCUCCAGCACACCAACAAAUAGUGCACAAGGCGAAGCCCGACGGCAUUGAAGACGAGCAGGAACAAGAACAAGAAUCUGCCUACAGUCCACCGGACAUCUCUCGUACUCCAGUUGUGACGUCUGGCGCCGCAGAGGCCUUGAGACUCCGAAACUCGACUCCCGAAAACAGUAGUCCUAAGGAGAAACUCCUAGCUCGCUUGAUCGAUUGCUCGCCACCGUCAGCAGCUAGAACAAAUGCUACGGAAGAUUGCGACGCUGCACGUAGCGACCAGAAGGAACAUGUGACGACUUCAUCAUGGCUUUCUCGAGUCAGGGAAUCUUUAGAGAAGGACCUAAAACAAGCCUCGUUACUAGAAGAGCGAGAGCAGGACGCAGUUGAUGACGAAACAAGGAAAGACGAAGACCACAACAUUCCUUCAGCUCCAACAGCAGCUCCGCCUUUACUCAGUAGUCCUAACAAGAGACGACGAGAGCGAGAGUCUCAACAACUUCCUGCAUUGCCUUUGGCUGCUCCCUCAUUUGAGCCUCGAGAGAUGACGCAGCUGACGACGCCUGUAGCAACGCCUAUUCCUAUGGACCGUGGUGACACGCCGCACAUGAUGGCGAUUUCUAGCAUCAUGGCGCUUUCUAGUAAGCUGACUUCUGGCCGCCGCUCUGGGACAGUGGAGACGCCGACUUGUGAGAAGGUUACUGGAGGCGGGGGUGCGACAGCAUCAGCGGCAACAUCGAAAAUGUCCGCAGCAGCUGCAUCAACCUUCGUCAACAGCAACGCCAGAAAACCCAUUGUCGUGCCACGGCUAGCCUUUUUGUCAGGAGGACCAGCGAGUGUUUCUACCACUGAUCAUGGAGAAGCUUCAAGCAGUAGUUCCUCUGCGGUUGAACAAGCUGGUGACGCUUCAUCUUCGUGUUAUCCACCAGUGGGCGUUGAACAAGACGACAGUCCUACAUCGGAGCAAGAGCCGCGCACGUCUCUUGCUGACGGUCGUGCAUAUUCCUUUGCAGCAUUGCAGCCUUCUGAUUCUCAUAAGUCUGUCGGUAUUGGUGACCACAGAAGAGCUUUCAAUGCGUCUUCAUCCUUACGAAUACCACCAAUAGUGAAAAACUCUGCUAACAACUCGACAGCUGCACUACAUCAUAAGGCCUUUGGACUCGGCUCCCCGUUACUUGCCUCCUCGAGUGGCGCACCUAGUUGUAGAACAGAGUGCUCGACCACGACUCAUGCGUCAACACGUCCGGCACUGUUGCCGUCGCUGAAGGUCCCGUCUCUUGCUAGGGUCAACUCUGGCGCAGGAGGAACUCAGCCAGCACACCUUCAAGGUCCAUCCCAGGCACAACCUGGUCCAGGCGCAAAUAGUUUUAUCAUCAACUCCGCUCGCAGUACAAACAGUCGACGUCGCGUGCCUGGUUCACCAUUGACUCUUUCGCAGGCAGGUUCGCCUCGCCGUCAACUGCAAAAGCUCCCAACGCAAGAACAAGACUCAAGAACAAGUUUUCAUCUUACUUCACCCGGAAUGGUUAGUGCAGCCGUGUCGUCAAAAUUACUCGGAGCACCGCAUGAUUCUACCCCUCAGCUACAAUUAGACUCAUCUUCUUCGUCUGGCUUGAUGACGAAAAGUCUCUCCGGCCGUUCGGUAGCACCAGCGGUGGAAAAGCCAAUGAUAAAGACAGUUCUCGGCAUGCCGAAUUUUCAGAUGGGCGGAUCGUCUAGUUCGGAUUCACGACAACAAUCCUCCACUACUUCCGGCGCUUCUUCCAGUCGACGUGCACGUAGAACGGUGGACCAAAGUCGCGCGGCUGGUAAGAUUCAAAGGUGGUUUCGGAAACGCCUGGACCGUGACGCUGCUCGGAUCUCCGAACAAGAUGAAGGACAGGAAGAGAGCCAAGAGGCAGACAUUAAUAUGGCCGCAGAAGACCAAUGUGUCCAACAAGCGGCAGCAGACGCUAUCGCCGCCGUCGAACAAGAAAGACUAGCGGAAUUAGCACAACAGAUUCUCCGUUCAUCCUCCGCUCGGCCCAUUCAACGUGUGUGGCGGCAACACCGUUCCCGUAGAAAGCAGAAGAGGACUGCAGCUGCACAGAAGAUCCAAGCGAGCGUGCGGGCGCAUAACCAGCAUCGGCGUCAUCACGUCUAUCUCAGGAGACGAAGGAAGAUUGAGGCAGAGUUGACCUUUGAACGCUUCGCGGACUGGAAAUUCUGGUCCACAAGGACGCGCACACGUGAGAAAAGCGAAGCUGCCGCAGCGAUACAAGCGAAAAUGAAGAACUACGUAGACACAGACCUACUUGGGAUUUUGCGAAAACACCAAAAAGAAAGAGACGAAGCAGAACGACAAUUACGUAGAGAAGCCGCGAUCGCAGCACUGUGUGAGUGCGCGCGGAAACGUCAAAACACGGAGGCCAUGCGAACAGCGGUUGGUCAGCUUGCGCUCCACGCAAAGCACACAAAACACUGCCAAUCCUUCCUCGUCGUCUUCUUCGCUCAUCGUUUUCGCCAUGUCUGGCCUCGACGUGCUCGUGGACGACGCGCAGCGGUGAUUCAAGCUUUUGCUCGGGGAUAUCAGCUACGGAAACGCUUACUAUCAGAUGAUGCGUUUGUCCACGUGUUUAGCGUGGUCAAAGACGUAUCGGAAGGUGCUGGACGGCGUGUGGUGCUUGUGGCGAGCAGGAAGUUUGCCAAUAUUAGUAAAAGGACGCCGCGAGGAGAAGUAGAGCAGGAAAUGGAGCAGGACUUAUCUUCAAGUACAUGGCGAAUCGAAAUUGCUGACUACUCCAGAGUCUUAGAUCAGCCCUCCAAAACUCCUUCAAGACGCAGCAGGAGAGCCAGUGCAGGAGGCGACUUCAAUCCUGGCUUAGCGGAAAAGCGUGCUAUUGCAACUCAGGCUGUCUUCACUAGUGCACUGCUACGAGGAGCAGCGCCAGAUGCAGUUCUGUUUCUGUCGGAUUCGGAAAUGGCGGGAGAGAAGAGAGCGAAGAAAUCCGAAUCUACGCAACCAGCACUUCUCGCAAAAGACUUUCUCUCUACCUUGCCAGUGGACAAGGUCUUGGCCGCCAGUUUGUUUUCUCGAGACGAGGAUACAGAGUCUGGCGCAAAGCUCCUGUUCGGACUGCAGAGUUUGAACAGGAAUUUAGUCGAGCGUCAAGAUCGGUGGACUAGCGCCAUUUUACCGAAGAGAGACACAACGACUGCUGUGUCAGAGGCGCCGACUCCGACUGCACCAGCACUAGCCAGCACUAGAGUACUUACAAGAACUGAACCAUCUUCAGAUGGAGUUGCAUCAGUAGCGGCCACUAGAGCACUUACAACUGAACCAUCUUCAGUUGUAGAAGCGGAAGACGAAGCGAUCGAAGAGACCAAGAAGGCGCCAGAAGAGGUAGACGGCGUUUGCGCUAGUCGACGGCUGAUGCACGAGGACGAGAUUUGUUCACCAUCCUCUCGUCCUCGUGCAUCAACAGCCGUGGUCGAAGAAGUGCCAUUGGCUGCUAGCACGGAAGUAGAAGUACAUCAUAGUUGUGUCUCUAAAAAUACUAGCACAUCAACUGAGACUGAGUCUACUCAGGACGUAAAACCAGCGGAACAAGAACAACAAAGAGCGAACCCAGAAGCACGAUCCUCUCCCACAUCAUCGUCACAACCAUCCUCACAUCAAGCAGAUCCGCCAUCUGCACGAGCAUCGCCGUCAGAUGGUGCUACACCCUUCACAUCUACUCAGGACGUGAGUGCGAUGCUACUUGCGCGAGAAGAGGUAGAGGAUCCCCAUCACGAAACUUCUACCCUAAACCUUACUUGUAAACCUCCUGAGGUCAGAGCCGCAACCUGUACGUCAAAAACGACUGCUGUUGGAGAGUCGAGUACAUCGACACCACCCAUUAUACAGGAGGAUGAAGAUGACGAAGAAACUACGUGCUGUCAAGAAAAUCUAGAUCCUGGUGAGAACGAUACGUCAAGAUCGUCACCAAGACCACCACAACACAGACGCGGAGUAAAUGAAGAUCAACAGCCAACUCUGUCUCAGCGUUACUCGGGAUUUGACACGAAAGACCUAGCUAAAAAGGUUGAUGAGCGGAUGCGGUCAUCGAUGGCGUCAUCCGCGGCUAACGAUACAGCGAGAGCUGAAAAAGAUGUGGCUCUUAUGGGAACAAGUCAGAAAUCCACAAAAGAGGAACUACAGCACGUAGAAACCCCGCCUUUGGAACCUGCGCAGCCACCGCUAGUAGACAUUCAUGAUGAGCACGAUCAAGUUAGUCCACCGCUUCUGCGAAGGUCAGGUGCUGAGCAGAGAGGUGCUGCCAUAGCGAUAGAAGACGAGUUUAGUGCCGAGAAGGUAGAGAAUGCUGUGAAAGUAGAAGAAGCUUCUGAGGCAAUGGCAACAACGACGACACGAGAAGGUGGGAAGUCUACUGGUGACCACAACGAGCAUCAACAGGAUAAGCCUCUGACCAUAACUACAAAGAGCGAAGAGAAUUAUCCGACGCAACACCAGGUGCAACUAGUAGAGGCUGAAGAAGCAUCUUCAAAAAUGCCACCUGCAGCACCACGUCCAGCUAUGAAAGCUGAACCAGUACUAGUUGAUGCUCCACUCGCACCAGCUCCUCAACCAAAAUCAAGCGGUGCUUGGGAAGAUUUGAUGGACGAAUUGGAACUGUAUGAGAACGAAACAGGAGGUCCAAAAAUUCUAGGAAGAACUACAACUACGGUUCUUGACCAAGAUGCAGAAGACGACCUCCAACUAGACACCAAGAGGACCUUAAUCCUACCAUCGCCGCACAUAGAAACUAUAGCUGGAGUGGUGUCUCCUGCAAGGGGAAGAAGUAGUGGCAUUCUUGGAAAAGACGUAGACGUACUAGGAGUUGUUGAAGGGCCGCGAAGUCGGAGUGGUACAGCUACUGGAAGUUGUGAUCGUGGAGGAGCACAACAAGUAGUACAACACGACUACAAUCCGAACGACCCUGCUGCUGCUCAAGAAAGAUUCCCUUUCGCAGCUCCAUCGGCAACAUCAGCUACCGCCGAAAUCAUGCUAGGAACAAGCAAUGCUCCUGCUGACGGAGGACAAGCCAAUGGAGGUGGCGAACUAAGGAUGCCCUGGCGCUGUAGCGAUUGCAAUUUUCUAAAUGAAGUGAGCCCAGAUAUGUGCGUCAUGUGCGAUCACAUGCGGGUCGCGGCGCCACAGAGACCAAGAUCCUCGAAAAGUAGAUCAGCAGGUGCUAGUGCAGGUACUAAUACAGAGAUACGUGAGCGUGAUUUUUAUAGACGUUCCAUUUUGAAAUGUAGGUGUCCGUAUCUGAGCGUGAUUUUCAAAGACGUUCCAUUUUGAAGUGUAGGUAUCCGUAUCUGAGCGUGAUUUUUAAUGACGUUCCAUUUUGAAAUGUAGGUAUCCGUAUCUGAGCGUGAUUUUUAAUGACGUUCCUUUUUGAAAUGUAGGUAUCCGUAUCUGAGCGUGAUUUUUAGAGACGCUCCAUUUUGAAAUGUAGGUAUCCGUAUCUGAGCGUGAUUUUUAAUGACGUUCCAUUUUGAAAUGUAGGUAUCCGUAUCUGAGCGUGAUUUUUAGAGACGCUCCAUUUUGAAAUGUAGGUAUCCGUAUCAGUAUACUAAAUCAAGUAGUUCCAUUUUGAAAUGUAGGUAUCUUCCGUAUCAGUAUACUAAAUCAAGUAGUUCCAUUUUGAAAUGUAGGUAUCCGUAUCUGAGCGUGAUUUUUAGAGACGCUCCAUUUUGAAAUGUAGGUAUCCGUAUCAGUAUACUAAUAAUCAAGUAGAAAGUCCAAAUUCCAUUUCUGCUGCGUACAGGUCCUCCAACGGCAGCCUCAGCUGACAGCAUCGCCAAGAGAAAACGUGCUGCAACGAAAGGCGAGGUCGCUUCUUUCUCCAGGGUGCAGCAGAUGAAGGCUUCUUAUCAAGGUGGAGACGACAAGUUGUAUACGCAGAUGUUUAGGACUAGUGCGGAUUUUUACAAUAAAGCAACAGGCGCUGCACUAUCCUCUGCUUCAUCUGGUGGCACCUCCAAUACAACAAAGACGCGACCCAGAAGUGCCCAUCCGGCCACGAAUAAACGACCGAUGAGCGCAACUUCUACUAGAUCUUCGCAGGCAGCGAGACCGUCGAGUGCUACUAGGGCAAAAGACUCCUACAGGGAUCCACAACCGUUUUGGAAUACUUUGCGUUGAGGUCCACAACCGUUUUGGAAUAGUUUGCGUUUAGGUCAACUUGAUGCAGUAUGAUUUCUGCUUGCAAGAAUCCUAGAACUAGAAGUUGUAGUGGAACACAGAGACGGAAUGUUGUACUAUGUUUUCAGAACAGUCAUUUUGAGCACUAGCUUUUUUUAAGACAAACUACAUUGAUGACGAAGGUCUAUUGCUAUUUGCUUAUUCUUAUCCUGCGCUUGUUUACUUUCCCCCGACCUUGAUGUCCAAAUCUGGCGCUACCACGUUUCUUCAUUUGCCGCAUACCUUCAGUGGUUCAAGUCGAUCUCUGAAAUAUGCAAAGCACUAAUGGCUGUUCCUUUUAUCCUGCGCUUGGAGUAGGAGUUCAACUCCCACAUGCUUUGAACGAUGGAACAAUUCGAUCAGUUCUAAAUUUUCAAUUCUACGACAACUACAGAGAAUAAAAUAUCGUAGUUAGUAACAAGUUUCUAGUACUGCCUGUUCCUGUUUCUUACUUCUUGAAGAUAAGAUUGUGAUUGGCCACUUUUGUUUAUGAAAGAACGAAGUAUGAUUUGAGUAGAAUGAAUCCAUGAAGUACAAGCUCAUGGGGUUUCGUAAAUUACCACGUCAUACUUGGCAGAACUCUCUCGUAUUUCUGUGUUACUUGCCAUGUUGUGACGAUGAACAACAACGCCACCUUGUGCACAGUCUUUUGAAAUAAAGAAGAUAAUUCUUAUCGUUUCGAAUUGGCGCUUG